UGCGCCCUUUCUGCCUCCUGCUUGUCUACUUUGUUAUCUUUCAAAGUGGAAUCACCCGACCGGACGCUGGCACAAAUAAACAGAGGUUGCUGGAAAAGCUCAGCAGGUCUGGCAGCAUCUGUGGAGCGAGAUCAGUGUUGACGCUUUGGAGGUCCAGUGUGGGACGGAGGCGGUGGCCAUCUUUGAUAAUGGCAGUGCUCGAUUCCUGGCGCUGGCGGCCGCCAUCUUUGAUGAUGGCCUCCAUAUUUUCAACGGUUAAAGGUUGACCUACGGGAUUGGGCGUCACUGCAGCCGCGAGUUUUGAGUUUUCGGCGUCUCUGAUUUACAAUCUUGAAUGCCCGUCUGCAGCCUUGGGCCUCGUGUGUGUUUGAAGUGCAAAUCACGUGACCGAGGCCCGGAAAUGACGGUGGCUGUGGGUGGUGCCAUGGUAACCGCCCAGUGGUUGGAGAGUCGGGGAGAGGCCUUCACUCGGUCGAGGAGAUUUGCUGUCCAGGUCGGUGUUGAUGUUGUUCCCUGUGCAAACUCCGUCUCUAGACAGAAUUACAACACAUAAUCUCAGUCUCUCCGGUACUGUUCUGAACUUAAUUUUAUUUUGAACAGCCUACCAUAGCUUUUGUCUCAAGAAAUGGAAACCUCAGCAACAGAAACGAUCCUGAUCACUGGCGGGGCAGGUUAUUUAGGAUACAGGUUGGGCUGUGCCCUGCACAGGGUGGGCAGAAAAGUGAUCCUCUUUGACAUCCAAAAGCCCAUUCAGCAUGUGCCUGACACGGUAGCCUUUAUAAAGGGAGAUAUUUGCAACUACCAGGAAGUGGACCAUGUAAUAAGGAAUGCAGAUUGUGUUUUCCAUUUAGCUUCGUAUGGCAUGUCUGGAAGGGAACAAUUAAAUAAAAAAUUAAUAGAGGACGUCAAUGUUAAAGGGACAGAGCAUGUGAUCCAAGCAUGCCUGAACAAUGGGAUAUCAAGACUGCUUUACACAAGUACAUAUAAUGUUGUAUUUGGAGGCCAAGUAAUUAAAAAUGGGGAUGAAUCUCUCCCUUAUCUUCCACUGCAUCUUCAUCCAGAUCAUUACUCAAGGACUAAAUCUUUAGCGGAGAUGAAGGUGCUUCAAGCAAAUGGAACAAAGCUAAAGAAAGGCACUGGUGUUUUAUACACCUGUGCCCUGCGCCCAGCAGGCAUUUAUGGACCUGGUGAGCAAAGACAUCUUCCCAGAAUAGUUAAUUAUAUAGAGAGUGGACUCUUCAAGUUUUUGUAUGGAGCAGCAGAUAGUUUGGUGGAAUUUGUCCAUGUUGACAACCUUGUUUCUGCGCACAUACUUGCAUCAGAAGCUCUAACAGGAAGAAAAAAUCACAUUGCUGGUGGCCAAGCUUAUUUUAUCUCUGAUGGCAAGCCAGUGAAUAACUUCGAAUUUUUCAAACCAUUAGUAGAAGGCCUUGGAUACAAAUACCCUACAAUUCGGCUGCCACUCAGACUGGUCUAUUUUGUUGCUUUCCUCACUGAAAUCAUUCAUUUUUGUGUUGGCAGCAUUUAUAAUUUUCAACCAUUUUUGACUCGCACAGAAGUUUAUAAAACAGGAGUCACUCAUUAUUUCAGCCUGCAGAAAGCUAGGAAAGAACUAGGGUACAACCCACAGGAACAUAACCUUGGUGAUGUUGUGGAGUGGUUCAAAACACGUGGUCAUGGGCGGAAGGUAACUGGCUACAAUAUUAAAUGCUUUAUAUGGGAUGUGAUUUUUUUAAUGUUGCUGUCGGCUGUUAUCAUGUCUUGGAUUCCAGUAGUUUCAGCAUAGUGUUCAAUGUAGUUUGUUUCAUUUGACAUUCCUCACUGCCUGGACUCUAGUUGGAAUGUUUUGAAAAUAGAGGCUACAACCUGAGUCUCAGUAUGUUACCAUAUUUCAAGGAAUUAUCUAGACUGCACAACCUGUGACAGACAAAGGUACAAAUGUCUGGUUUAGUUUGUAAGUUGUCCAAAUGUCGCAUCAUGGCAAGUUCUUUAUUGCGGUCAGUUAUUUCUUUUACAUGUAUCAUUGUAGUGUUUUAAUAUUGAAAUACUUUUUGAAAAAGGGAAAUUUAAAGAAAGCUUUUGGCAUGUAGCAUAGAAGACAAUACAAUGCCUGUCACGUCUUCUGUCCUUAUAAUCUUCAGUUGUCUGUUAGGCAAAACAAUGAGCUAAAAUCCUUAAUGUUCUUUUUAAAAAAAACUCACAGACAUCAGGGACAAUUUUGAUCAUGUGGUGAAGGAAAUGAUUCAUAAUGGGUAAAUUUGGAAUUAUCUUUGUCCUCCAGAAUACUGAUGGGGAAGCAAUAUUUCAUUGAUUUAAAUCCCUAUUUCAUAGAACAUAGAACAAUAUAGCACAGUACGGACUCAUCGCCCCUUGAUGUUGUGCCAAUCUUUUAUCCUACUCUUAAGAUCAGACUGACCUACAUAGCCUCCAUUGUACUAUAUUCCAUGUGCCUAUCCAAGAGUUGCUUAAAUGCCCUGAAUGUAUCUGAUUCUACUAUCACUGCUGGCAGUGCAUUCCAUACACGCACCAC
Messenger RNA from Chiloscyllium plagiosum (whitespotted bambooshark), 2530 nucleotides. NCBI's taxonomy places the organism in Eukaryota, Metazoa, Chordata, Chondrichthyes, Orectolobiformes, Hemiscylliidae. The record is from RefSeq and is a predicted model, not a curated record.